Molecule: messenger RNA, 4547 nt
Organism: Acanthaster planci (crown-of-thorns starfish)
Lineage: Eukaryota; Metazoa; Echinodermata; Asteroidea; Valvatida; Acanthasteridae
Biological process (GO): mRNA splice site recognition
Cellular component (GO): U1 snRNP
Molecular function (GO): mRNA binding
Source: RefSeq, a predicted model, not a curated record
UUCAAAUUCAACCUCUUACUUCCUGCGUAGCUUCGAAAAUGCAGUCCGCGGCACAACUACUCGAUGAAUUGAUGGGCAAAAAUCGUAAUUCUUUGCCCACAGAAAGGUCAAAAGAGAUUAGAUGGGACCAUCCAUCGGUGUGUAAGCAUUUCCUCUGUGGUUUCUGCCCACAUGAACUUUUUAUCAACACAAGAUCAGAUCUUGGUCCCUGUGAAAAGGUCCACGAUGAAUCGUUAAAAAGAUCAUUUGAACAGUGCAGCAGUCGUGAGAGGGCACGAUAUGAGGAUGACUUCCUGUCCUAUCUACAACAGAUUGUGGCUGAGGUCGAUCGGCGAAUACGCAAGGGCCAUUCCAGACUCGCUCUCAGCAAUUCACAGCAGCAGUUGAGCGCACCCAACCAAGCAAAGAAUGAGGAACAGAUUCGCUUGCUGACAGAGCGCAUCAACAGUCUAGUGGAGAAGGCAGAAGAGUUAGGAUGCCAAGGAGAGGUUGAAGAAGCUCAAGGAACCAUGAGACUUUGUGAACAGCUCAGAGAAGAGAGAGAUACACUCAAAGCAGCAGCCACCCAAGCUCUGGAUGCAGUCCUCUCCCAAGAGAAGCAGAUGGAGGUGUGUGAGGUGUGCGGAGCGUUCCUCAUAGUUGGUGAUGCCCAGUCCAGAGUAGAUGACCAUCUCAUGGGCAAACAACACAUGGGUUAUGCUAAGAUCAAGGCUACUGUAGAUGAACUUAAGGCUAAACGAAUGCAGCCGAUCCUGGAGCGUGAGGAACAGCGACGGAAAGAGCAAGAAGAGCGGGAGAAGAAGUUGGAAGAGGAGCGGGAAGAACGCCGCAAGAGACGAGAGGAGCGUGAGAAAGAACGAGAGAAAGAACGCGAGGACCGGCGCAAAAGAGAGAAGGAACGCGAAAGGGAACGCGAGAGGGAACGAGAAAGGGAACGAGAAAGAGAAAGAGAGAGGCGAAGGUCUCGGUCUAGGGAGAGGCGAAGGAGCAGGUCACGCAGCAGGGACAGACGACGAAGAAGUCGUGAUAGGAGACGCAGCCGCAGUCGUGAUCGUAGGCGUAGCCGUAGCAGGGACAAAGAUCGUAGGCGUAGCAGAAGCCGUAGUAAACACAGACGAAGCAGAGAGAGAAGCAGGGAUCGUCGCCGUCGUUCACGUUCCAGCAGCCGCGACAAACGCCGUCGCUCUCGCAGUCACUCGCGGUCACGCCGGCGAUCCCGGUCUCGAUCCCCAUCUCACAAGUCACGCUCCAAGCGCAGUCGCUCGGGAUCCAGGGGCCGGGACUCCAAGCACCGGGACCGUGAGUCCAAGAGCCGAGAGGAGACGGGCAAGGAUUGGGACAGAGAAGAGGCAAAGAAGUCCUCAGAGAAAGAGGCCAAUCAUGACAGCAAGGAGGAUACACCCAUGGAGGAUGGAACUCAGGAGACAAGGGAAGAUGGGGGAACAACGAAUGACACCAACAAUUUGCCAGAAGAUGCAGAUGCAAGAAAAGACAUCAGCGACCUAGAAGCCAAGACGAAGGUUGACACGCCAAGGUCGACCAGCAAGCACACCCCAGACAGGAUGGAGGAAGGAAUCCCCACCAAACCUGAAGGUGACACUUACUCUGAUAACUGACCCCACAGUUUGAAGGCCCAAGAGACAGGAUGAAGACAGGUGUAACCCUAUGAUGAAAGUCCAAGACACCUGACGCUUGAUGAUGUUAGUGAUGGUGAGAUGUACAAGAUGGAUUAUUGCUACAUGUCUUCAGACGUGUGAUGGGCCUUGUGUCACUACUGGGCUCUACUCCAGUAGGUUUAUUCAACUUCGGAACUUACUGAUGUCUUCAAGGAUCCUUGAAAUCAAGGUUUUUUUAUUUUUAGUUUUAAUGCAGGUUGUUCAAAUCUGCUACUUUAAUAAAUUCAGGCACUUCCAAGACAGCAUCUUUAAGUACUUUGUAAAUAAGGUACCGUUGCUUGAAGCGAUAAGUUGAGAUACGUGUGAAAAAUGGUACAACUGCGAUAACAUGGUAGAAUUUUCUUUACUUGCACUUGCAAAAAUGUAUAAUUUAAAUUUUUUUCAGCAUCAAAAGAUUGGCACAAAAUGCAUGAAAUAAAAAUGCACUUUGUAAAUGCUUUUCUAUGUUCCACCAUCACACGAAAAAAAUAAUAAAGAUGUAUGUAUUAGAUUUUAGCACUGUUUAAUUUGUGGUGUUGAAUGUUUAAGAACUCUUGUUGAAAGAAUCAGGUGUUAUCUUCUCAGCAGAACGUUGCAUUCUUCCUCUAUGCAGAGUGUUAAGCCAAUCAUGCCUCUCAUGGGCAGCAUACGUCCAAGGUGUACAGUUUAGUCUUACAUGAUCAUUCUAAGGUAUGUGGUUUAGUUAGGGGCUCUAGUGCACUUUGAUGACCGUUUGGACUGCUCUGAAGGUGGGUCACUUGAUGUUUUUUUUUUUAUAUAUGUUCUUGCAUGAAUCCCCGCUGAAUCUCUCGUUAAACUCUUGAUGUGAUUACUCAAGCAGUGAUUUGUGCUAAUCACAGUUGCUUAUUGACCCUUUUCCCAGUUGCAAUGAUCAAGAAUAAUUGUGAAGAGUGUUUCCUCUGACCGCGAGGCAGGAAAAGCCAGGAACUGAAGGUUUUGUACUCCAAUAAGCACAUUAUUUUAAGAUGGUAGCUGGAUUUUCCAUGUCAUUCAUUCAAAAAGGACCACUGCUUGAGAUGACCACAUCCUACUGCUGACCUGGGGGAUCGCGACACUAAAUCCAGAAUUUAGAAUUCCAGUUAUAUCUGUACACUUCAGUUCUAACAAGUUAAUUACCACACUGUUCCACAAUGCCUCAGACAAUAACAGCAAUUGUUUUUUAAGUUUGUCUUGUUUCUUGGAAACAAAUGUUGACAACUUCAGCAGAAUUUUGACUUUUUAUGAAUGCUGUAAACUUGAUAGCCAGUUGUUACGUUGAUGUUUUGAGGACGUUUGGUUAACAUGGCAAAAGUUGUGUACCUCAAGAACAAGGCAUUUACUGUGCAUAGGCACAGUUGAGAUUUAAAAGUGUGGUUAAUCCAUAAAAAUUCAGUUUUCAGUGACAGUUUUCUCCUUUUUUUUCAUGAAACUUAUGCUGUUUAUAGAGAUAACUUUCAUGAAGAAAUAACUAGUGAUUUUCAACUUUAAGAAGUAAAUUUGGGGUAACUGUCAUUUCAGAAUAUUUAUUUGGAACUCCACAAAUUGUAAAUGGUGAAUAGGUCAGAGACAUUGUUUGGAUUCACAUGGUGUCUCUUUAACUUUGGGGACGCCUGAUGUUAACAUGUUGGCAAAGAAGGUUCCAACAGACAUGAAUAAUUGUAUGUAAUCCAGGUUACCCGAGGGAUCUGUCAGUGGUCCUGGCAUAGCCUUCCUUUUUUUGUACUAGUCUGGAGACCAUGCUGCUUGACAGUAUCCAAGCAGACAUCUGGCAGGUGUUGGCAAGAUCUUCCUUUGACGCUAGAUUUAUCAGGUAUGUGAUCACAUCUGGGGCCAAUUUCAUAGAAUUGCAAAAAAUUUACUGAGGAAAAAUUUGUUGUGGGUUUUGUUUGGUUUUGAUUAUUUGUUGAGCCCCCCCCCAAAUAGUUCUGCUUCCUAUUACAUGACAUUUGGAAACGGUACACUGUCUUGAUACUGAUUCAGUGUACAGGUUGUACCGUACUUGGUUUAAAAUAAUCAGAGAAGAUGGGUGGCAUUUUUGUCAAAAAUAGUGUAGGUCGGGAAACAGGAAGCAUAACUUUUUUAGGCCUCGGCACAAACCAGGUUGUCAGCCCAUGUCAUACCCAGUGUGUAUUGCCAGGAACUGUUACCCCACUUAUUUUAUUUCUACAUAUAACGUGAGUGUGUCUAGCCAUGAAGUCUGCCCUGCAACUCUGGCAUUGGGCCCAGGUGACUUCGAAUAAAUUUGAUCAGUCCUUAGAAUGAACAUCCUUGUAAACCUUUUCAAUUUCCAAAACUAAGUUGCUUCUUUUGUACAUGUAUCAACAACUACAAGUUGCAGGGUUAAGAAGAAUCGUACCUGGUUAUUUGUUCGGUUAUAGAUUGUUUAAAAUCGUCACUUGAAUCAGAUCAUUAAUUUUUUGUAUUUUAAAAGAUUUUACUUGAAAACAGCAAAUGAAUACUAUUUUGCACAAUGCGAGUGCAUUAUCACCAACACAUUCGUGAAAACCAUCCUGUAUGCCUGUAUCAAUAAGAUUUUUUUCUCAUUUUUUUAUUCGUUUUGUUGUACGUCAAAAUAAAAUCUGUGACCAUCUGAAGAAUGUUCAAAGGUGUAGCAUAUCUCAAAAUAGAGAAACUUUGAAGAAUUGUUUCAUUGGAAGUCAUUUUUCUAUUUUAUAAAUAGGUUCUGGUUAGGUGUUUCAGACUGUGCACUGUGCUGAGUAUGUAAAUUUUUUCAAAUGUUUCCAAAAAAAGGAAUGUCUGAUGUUAUUUUUUGGUCAUUUCUAAUACCCUGUUCUAAAAUAGAUAAAACCAACACAUCGACAAUAAAACGUUUGUUUACAGUGACUGAUGAAAGAUGGAAAAAGUCAAUAAAAUUUGUGACAAAAAAAAUGA